AUGGUGCUAUUUAUAACCGAAGCAGUUCUAUUAGGAAAUAUGCGUAAUACCUCCAAAAUAGGUAUUACAUCAGACAGUAAUUGUUACAUUAGUGGCAACUUUAUACCUAACCGUAAUCUAGGUCUUCAUAGAGUAGAAAUACACAACAUGUUCGUUUAUAUUAUUCGUACGCUUUUUCUUUGGCAUCUUCAAACAUCAUUUUUAUCGCAAGCGUUUACUUCGAUAAGCUAUAUUACAGUAGAUAACGAAAUGUACGAAAAACCGCACAACGAGUCCAUAAUUUUGACACAAGAACCUGCACUGGCGAUAGUAGUUAAAGAUAAAAUUACCAAAUUGUUCGACGGGUUAUUUAAUCUCUCGUACCCACUUGAAUACCUGAAGUUUAUAAACACCAGCACUGUAGAAAUAGAACCAGAUUUUCUGAACGGACAAGAAGUCUAUUCACUUUCUAUUCAAGAAAACAAUAUUAAAGUGAUCCAAACGUACACUUUCAGGAAUCUCAAACUUACAUUAAUAGAUCUCAGUCGUAAUGGAAUCCAGAUCGUUGAAAAUCUGGCAUUCGCUAAUCUUUCUAAUUUAGAGAAAAUCUGUCUUGAAGGAAACAAACUAACGAAUUUGAACUCCAAAGCCUACGAAAACCUACCCAAAUUUCUAGAUCUGAUUUUAAUGGAAAACUACAUCACACAAUUGGGACCAUCUUCAUUGGGUUUUGUCAAGACGAGAGAUUUUAUGUUAUUUCUAUCAGAUAAUAGGAUUGCAAAUAUCCACGAAGACGCGUUCAGAGGAUCAAAUGCCACAAAUGUUCGAAAUAAAGUUGCCACUAAAGUAUCAAUUACUGUCUGUUGUAAUCCCUGUUUUGGUAGUACUACGCAAAUUUCCUAA
This is a messenger RNA of Zophobas morio, 882 nucleotides long. Its product is annotated as leucine-rich repeats and immunoglobulin-like domains protein 3. The coding region runs from base 1 to 882 and encodes 293 amino acids. Lineage: Eukaryota; Metazoa; Arthropoda; Insecta; Coleoptera; Tenebrionidae. The record is from RefSeq and is a predicted model, not a curated record. Gene Ontology annotation, cellular component: heterotrimeric G-protein complex. Gene Ontology annotation, molecular function: G-protein beta-subunit binding. Gene Ontology annotation, biological process: sensory perception of taste; phospholipase C-activating G protein-coupled receptor signaling pathway. The transcript is spliced from 2 exons.